AUGUCAAACACUGUCGAAACGGCUGUCACUGCGAGUUGCGAGAUUUUAGACAAGACAAUGGAGCCAACAAAUAAUGUUAUUACCCAGCUUUGCAUGUUCCAAGAGGAGCGUAGUGCCGCUGACACGAUAGCUCGCACAGCACACUACGCAAGCGAUCCAACAGCAUACUUGAGGGAGAAACUAGGAGCUGAAGGCUUCGAAGAAAGGAAGCAGAUGCUGUGCUUGCCGACUGAAGUCGAUCUAGACAGAUAUGGUGGUGGCGCGCACAAGCAGCAUUUUGAGCAGCACAUCGCCACUAUGCUUGGAAAGCAGCAUGGCUUGUUCUUUGUCACUGGUGUACAGGCUCAACUGGCUGCAUUGAAAGGGCAUUGCAACGCUCGUAGUAGACAGAAAGCGGCAUGGCAUGUCUCGUCUCACCUUGAAGAUUGUGAGCUAAGCGCAUACUCGGAGCUAUAUGGGCUGCAGCGACAACUACUUGGAAGCGAUCCCACAGCACUGCCGACCGUAAAGGAGAUCACUGAGGUGCUUGACCGACCGGAGCACGAGCGACCGGCUGCAGUGCUCAUCGAGGUACCCAAUCGAGUGCUCGGGUGCCAGACAUAUACCUUCUCGGAACUUGAGCAGCUAUCCGAAGCAUGUCGAAAGGCUGGGGUGGCGUUCCAUAUGGAUGGCGCUCGAUUGUGGGAGGUCGAGCCAUAUUACCGAGCGACUGCAGGCAAGUCAUUUGCUGAGAUUGGUGCUUUGUUCGACUCAAUUUAUGUGAGCUUCUACAAAGCAUUAGGCGGAGCUACAGGUGCAAUGCUGGCCAGUAACGAUCUGGUGAUUAUGGACGAAGCCAAGAUCUGGCAGCGUCGAGCGGGCGGCAACGCAUUCUCUCUUGGCUAUCAGAUUAUAGAUUGCGAGCGAGGCUUCAACGAGAACAUGGGCUUGUUUGCGAGGAGAUGGCAGAAGAUGCAGGAUGUUGCGGCUGGUAUUGAAGCUGCGACUGCAUCUUAUAAGACUGAUGGCCAGGAGCCUAUCAUUAGCUUCAUGAGUGGCAAGCCGACAUGUUGCCAAGUCAUCACUGUAUUCAAUGGGUUCACUGCGGAAGAGCUAGCCAAGGCUCGUGAUGCAGUCGAGAAGAAGAUUCGUGUCCGAGUCUUCGAACGACUUCGUCCGAAGCAGAGCCUAGACCAGAUGAUUCGAGCCCAACAGGAGAAGGCUUCCGGAGACAUCAGCAGUGUCGAGGCUGCGGAGGCGUCAACCGACGAUCGCAAGCAUUUUGUAGAGUGGUUCAUUAUGAACGUUACAUUCGAGUUUCUGACACAAGUGUUCGUCGAUGCUUACAGAGCGUUGUGCGAGGAAUUGGUAGCGGAAUGA
Recurvomyces mirabilis is the source of this 1359-nucleotide messenger RNA. RefSeq lists its product as uncharacterized. Gene Ontology annotation, molecular function: L-allo-threonine aldolase activity. Lineage: Eukaryota; Fungi; Ascomycota; Dothideomycetes; Mycosphaerellales; Teratosphaeriaceae. The record is from RefSeq and is a predicted model, not a curated record. The transcript has a single exon. The coding region runs from base 1 to 1359 and encodes 452 amino acids. Gene Ontology annotation, cellular component: cytosol. Gene Ontology annotation, biological process: L-threonine catabolic process; glycine biosynthetic process.